AUGGAUGACGGCCCCUCGACGGCCGCGAAACGGCGCUCGGCCGAGACAAUCGCCCGGAAUGCCGUCGAUUUCGCAAAGCAGGCCGAGAAGCUCUCGCACAAGGAGCCGGCCGAAUCGCCCUCGUCGGUCGCCGUCCAGGCCCAGUUUGUCACCCCCCACGACCCCGUCAUCAUCACCUCGGACGGCGGCCGGCUGCCUGGCGUGCCCCUGGAAGAGGCGCACAAGCUCAACUUGCUGCGCGAUGAGCUCGAGGGCAAGCCUGAGACCAGUCACGCCGACAAAUCGCCGGACAAGACACCAAGUACAGACGACGGCGGCGGCGGCGACGACGACGACGACGACGAUGAGAGCCGUCGAGUCGUCCGACUCCCCCAACGGCACAAUGGCCUGUCAUUGCAAAAGUCGGCGGGCGGGACGCUGCGGCGGUCGAUGCCCCCUUCACAUACGAACCCCUUGUUUCCCCCCCUCCCGCUUUACGGCCCGCCAUCCAUCAUGCGUGAGAUCCAGUGUCUGUUUCUCCGGGUCUCAUCCUUCUUCCUGAGCCUGGCCUUCCUCGCCGUCAUCGUCCUCGGCGCACUCUUCACCAGCGCGCCGGCUUUCGCCAGCAAGGUUUUGCACAGGAUUACUCUGCGCAAUAUCGACCGGCGGCGCCCAUUCCACGACGAGGAGAAACGCCGCGCCGCCAUCAGGAGACAGAAGCAACAGAGCUGGGAGCGGAGAGGCGGCAGGGACCCCAUCGUCUGCGACGUGGGCUACUAUGCGAGGAGGGUAGGUCUCGACGUCGAGACGUUCCAGGUGCAGACCGAGGAUGGCUUCGUCAUCCAACUGUGGCACGUCUUCGACCCGAAAGAAUACGCAAAGCGAGACGAGCAGCAAAGGGGGCCGCGCGGGCCGACCGCCACCCCAAGCCCCGCCAAGCAGCCAGGCCAUGCGCACGAGAAACCAAAGUUCCCCGUGCUCUUGAUGCACGGCCUGCUCCAGAGCUCCGGGGCCUACUGCUGCAACGACGACGAGUCGCUGGCUUUCUGGCUCUGCAAGUCGGGCUUCGACGUCUGGCUGGGCAACAACCGAUGCGGGUUCAAGCCGCAGCACACCAAGCUGGAAUACAGCGACCCCCGGAUGUGGGCGUGGAACAUUCGCCAGAUGGGAGUCUUUGACCUGCCUGCUCUGACGUCGAGGGUCCUGACCGAGACGGGGUUCGAGAAGCUCGGCCUCAUCUGCCACUCGCAGGGGACGACGGAGACGUUUGUGGCUCUCGCCAAGGAGCAACGGCCUGGACUGGGGGACCGGUUGACCGUGUUUUGCGCCCUGGCACCCGCCGCCUACGCGGGACCGCUCAUUGGCAAGAUUCACUUCAAGUUUAUGCGCGUCAUAUCGCCGGCCAUGUUCCGAAUCAUGUUUGGGGUGCACGCCUUCAUCCCCUUUAUGAUGCAGAUGCACGCGCUGCUGCCCGCGCGGCUGUACGGAUGGCUGGGCUACAAGGUGUUUUCCUUUCUCUUCAACUGGUCCGACUGCCGCUGGGACCGCGGGCUGCGGGAUCGAAUGUUCCAGUUCGCGCCCGUCUACGUCAGCGCCGAGUCGAUGCGCUGGUGGCUCGGGCGGGAGUGCUUCGCCAAGCACAAGUGCAUCCUGGCCACGAGGGAAACGACAAAGGCCGAGGACCGGAUGGAUGCUGCGGACAACGGCGGCGGCGGCGGAGCUGAGUGGUCGGCCCCCGAAACAUCGAGCGACUCGGACCUCUCACGGGAGCGGACGGGCGCCACGGCGUGGUACGACAGCCACGCGCCGCCGUUUGCGCUGUGGGUGUGCGGCAGCGACGACCUCGUCGACGGCCAGCGGCUGCUGAGGCGGUUCAGAAACGGACGCGAGCCGCACGUGCGGGUGGUGCACAACAAGGUCAUUGACGAGUACGAGCACCUCGACGUCAUCUGGGCCAUGGACGCCGUGGACCAGGUGUUCAAGGAGGUGCGCGAGGUGCUGUGGAAGACGUGCCAUGCGCGCGACGUGUUCCGGGUGCCGACGGGGUGCGAGGGCGUCGCGGCAUGGAGUCCGGCCGAGAAGUGA
This is a messenger RNA of Hirsutella rhossiliensis, 2064 nucleotides long. RefSeq names its product alpha/beta-hydrolase lipase. The coding region runs from base 1 to 2064 and encodes 687 amino acids. Gene Ontology annotation, biological process: lipid metabolic process. The record is from RefSeq and is a predicted model, not a curated record. The transcript has 2 exons. Lineage: Eukaryota; Fungi; Ascomycota; Sordariomycetes; Hypocreales; Ophiocordycipitaceae.